AUGGGGAUUAUGGAUUGCGGUUGUUGGACUCAGAUACCGCAUGCAGUAUCCAAUGCGACCGGACGAGAUAAAAAUGUCUUAGUCUGUAUAGAGUCGGCCGUGAAUUGGUACAUCCAGAAGUGGAUACCUAUGUCGCCUAUCUUUACACUGGACUCGACUCUUGCGGAAAAUGGAGCUCUUUCGCUUGGAUUAGAUCUUGGCCGAAGAACUGCCAUUGCCGCUACACAAAAUAUUGCUGCGCCCAUCGUGGGCUUCGAAAUCUCUUAUUCUCCUUACGAAAUGGCUCGCUAG
Messenger RNA from Marasmius oreades (fairy-ring Marasmius), 291 nucleotides. RefSeq lists its product as uncharacterized. Lineage: Eukaryota; Fungi; Basidiomycota; Agaricomycetes; Agaricales; Marasmiaceae. The coding region runs from base 1 to 291 and encodes 96 amino acids. The transcript has 2 exons. The record is from RefSeq and is a predicted model, not a curated record.